Messenger RNA from Colossoma macropomum (tambaqui), 1538 nucleotides. RefSeq names its product histone H2B. The coding region runs from base 165 to 539 and encodes 124 amino acids. Gene Ontology annotation, cellular component: nucleosome. The transcript has a single exon. The record is from RefSeq and is a predicted model, not a curated record. NCBI's taxonomy places the organism in Eukaryota, Metazoa, Chordata, Actinopteri, Characiformes, Serrasalmidae. Gene Ontology annotation, molecular function: DNA binding; structural constituent of chromatin; protein heterodimerization activity.
GGGAGGGGCGGGGCGUUGCCCGCAAAUCGAACGAUUGAUUGUUGUCCAAUGAUCGCUUGUCUGCAUUCAGAAGGGCGGAGCUAUAAUUUGAAUAUCGGAGUCUAGAUAAGCCGGUGCCGGGCGCGCUUCCUCAGUCUUCGGUUGUACUCGAAGAAGAGAAAGCUAUGCCUGAACCCGCCAAGUCCGCCCCGAAGAAGGGCUCCAAGAAAGCCGUGACUAAGACGGCUGGUAAGGGAGGUAAGAAGCGCAGAAAGUCCAGGAAGGAGAGCUACGCGAUCUACGUGUACAAGGUGCUGAAGCAGGUCCACCCCGACACCGGCAUUUCCUCCAAGGCGAUGGGCAUCAUGAACUCGUUCGUCAACGACAUUUUCGAGCGCAUCGCCGGUGAGUCGUCCCGUUUGGCUCAUUACAACAAACGCUCCACGAUCACGUCCAGGGAGAUCCAGACCGCCGUGCGCCUGCUUCUUCCCGGUGAGCUGGCCAAGCACGCCGUGUCCGAGGGCACCAAGGCCGUCACCAAGUACACCAGCUCCAAGUAAGAAGUGACGAAAAGCUUCAUCAACAACAUCAAACCCAACGGCUCUUUUAAGAGCCACCCAUGUUUCCGCUUAAAGAGCUUAUUUUGUGUGGGUAACUGUAAGGCUUGUAGUAGAAUGAGUUAUGUAAGUGUUUAAAUGCACAUCCUUUGGUUUGUGUAUACGUGGCAUACGUGAUACAGAAGUGUGUUUGUUCCAGUACGUGAUCUGCAGUUCCUUCUGCAAACACCUGUAAAAUAAGGGAAACAUCCAGGCUUUGUUUUGAGUUAUAACGCUUCUAAACCUCUUUAUUUUUAUUUAUUUUUUUUCUUUUCUUGACAUGCAUGUGUGUAUUUAUGAAUAAAAAAAAAAAUUGUGCACUUCUGUUAUUGUAAGAGCUUAUGUAUUCUUUUAAUAUUAUUUUGCCAUUUUAUUGCUUCUCGGCCUUUUGUACUUGAUCAAGUGUAGUAUCUGUUCUUAUUAGUUUAAUAUCUGAUACGUCCUCUAUAUGAGGGCUACACAUUAAAUUGAUAUUUACAACAAGGAGACGGAAGAGGAGCUUGCUCCGUCCGCUCCACGCAUCGACCUGGUAUUGCAGUUCUUCCGAGAACGGUGCACCUCCUUUAGAAAGCCCCUUAACCCCAUCUUCAGGAUGAUCUGCAGGGGGACUGUGGUGAGCAGCUGCAUCAUUGCCUGGUUUGGGAAUUGCACUGCCUCCGACUGCAAGUCCCUACAGUGAAUAGUGAGGACAGCUGAGAAGAUCAUCGGGGUCACUCUCCCCUCCAUCUGGAACAUUGCUGCUAAUACAGUGUUUGCACUUUCUUCACUCUAGUACUGUGUACCUACCUCAGGAACUGCUGUGUUCACGUAUGUUACAAUCUGACUGCGGAAACUCACAGAUCACAAUAAUCACAAGAAAUGAGUGCUGUGUCGGCGCUGCACUGUCCUGUUUGUUUACUGUGUCUGAAUGUCUGUUUUAUUUAUUGUAUUUAUUGUAUUGUUUCUAGUUAGAUUUUUUUUUUU